This is a messenger RNA of Colletotrichum paranaense, 1536 nucleotides long. RefSeq lists its product as uncharacterized. Lineage: Eukaryota; Fungi; Ascomycota; Sordariomycetes; Glomerellales; Glomerellaceae. The transcript is spliced from 4 exons. Gene Ontology annotation, biological process: mitochondrial respiratory chain complex I assembly. Bases 1 to 1536 code for a protein of 511 amino acids. Gene Ontology annotation, cellular component: mitochondrion. Gene Ontology annotation, molecular function: protein-arginine omega-N symmetric methyltransferase activity. The record is from RefSeq and is a predicted model, not a curated record.
AUGCAGCGACUAUCUCGUCAAAGAAUUUUGUUGGAUGGCCUUCGUGGCGCUACCAUAUCCCGCGCCGUGCAGCGGACCAGCGCAGCGCAUGCUUCCAGAUGCUUUUCAAGCACGGUCUCAAGGCGGGAUGGAGAGGAGAGGAAAUGGUCCACGCCUUUGGCAAAGCAACUGGCCGAGGCUAUCUCGAUGACCGGCCCCGUACCUCUCGCGAGCUAUAUGCGCAUGUGUCUGACCGGUGACAUUGACGGAUACUAUACGGGUUUGGCCGAAGAGAACAGAGACCAGUUCGGCUUGAAGGGGGACUUUGUUACGUCGCCCGAGAUUUCCCAGAUAUUCGGCGAACUGAUUGGCAUCUGGUUCGUUGCGGAGUGGUUGAGCCAGGGCAAGCCUAGUAAGGGCGUCGAGCUCAUGGAGGUCGGUCCCGGGCGUGGCACUCUAAUGGACGACAUGCUUCGUACUGUGCAGAACUUCAAGGGUUUUGCGCAGAGCAUCGACGCCAUCUACAUGGUUGAGGCCAGCCCUCAGCUCCGAGAGGCACAGAAGAACCUCCUUUGCGGUCCUGACGCGCCCAUGACCGAAUCCAAAGUCGGCUAUCACAGCGUUUGCAAGCGGACCAACUUACCCAUUGUCUGGACCGAGACCAUUAAGUCUAUCCCUCAAAGCCCCGAGAAGAUGCCCCUGAUUGUGGCACAUGAGUUCUUCGAUGCGCUCCCCAUCCACGCCUUCCAAGCCGUCACCGUCCCCCCUUCCCCGCCCAAAGAGCCCAUACCAGGACAACCUGCCCCGAGAACCCCCCCUCCUCGUGAACCUGAAGGACCCAAGAUCGAAUGGCGCGAGAUGCUCGUCUCGCCGACACCGCCAGACGCCACCCACGCGACCAUGAACAUACCGAAAUCAGAACAGGGCGACCCGAUCCCCGAUUUCCAAAUGACGCUCGCCACAGGCCCAACCCGCCACUCGCGUUACGUCCCCGAGACUUCAUCCCGCUACCGCCGUCUGAAAGCCACCGUCCCGGACGCCGUAGCCGAGAUCUGCCCCGACGCUUCCAUCUACGCCGCCGACUUUGCCAGCCGCAUCGGUGGCUCAAAGCAGCAUCCCAAAGCCCGGCCCUCUGGUGCGGCACUGAUCCUGGAUUACGGCACGUCCGACACCGUCCCCAUCAACUCUCUGAGAGGCAUCCGCCGUCACCGCCGCGUCAGUCCCUUCUCGGAACCCGGUCUCGUCGACCUGAGCGCCGACGUCGACUUCACCGCCAUCGCUGAGGCAGCGAUGGUCGCGAGUGAGGGUGUUGAGGUCCACGGACCGGUCGACCAGGGCGCAUUUCUGGGUCAGAUGGGCAUCAAAGAGCGUGCCGAGGUGUUGAUAAAGCAAGUCAAAGCCAAUGCGGCCGCUGACAAGGCGCAGGCCAUCGAGGGUGCAUGGAAACGUCUUGUGGACCGUGGCCCCGGCGGGAUGGGUAAGGUCUACAAGGCCAUGGCCAUCUUGCCUGAGAACGACGGAAAGAGGCGUCCCGUCGGCUUUGGCGGCGACGUGUAA